Molecule: messenger RNA, 2232 nt
Organism: Prunus dulcis (almond)
Lineage: Eukaryota; Viridiplantae; Streptophyta; Magnoliopsida; Rosales; Rosaceae
Product: fatty acid amide hydrolase-like
Exons: 20
Coding region: 249-2093 (614 amino acids)
Molecular function (GO): catalytic activity
Source: RefSeq, a predicted model, not a curated record
CUUUUACUCUCACUCACUGUUAUUAUCCGUGAAUAAAGGGUAGUUGAAUGUUAGGAUCUUUCUUAGCUCUUCCCCCCUCCUCCCUCUCUAUAAUAUAUAGAAUAUAGAAUACAUAGAUUAUAAUUUACAGGCCUUGCCUUCUCCGCCAUCCCUCUUUUUCUUCUCCCUCUCUCCCUCCCUCCCUCCCUAUAAAGAUAUGAAAUAAUUAGGUUUACAUUGUCCAAAACCAGAGGAGUUUAAUUUUGAGAAUGGGGUUGUUGUUCAAGAAUGAAGCGCAUGUGGUUUUCAAGCCUGCAAAGGAUGUUGAUCUAACUCCUGCCAGCUCUGAACUCUAUUUGCGAGCCAAUGUCAAAGCUCCUCGUAUGGCUGGAUUCCUGGUCAAAGUGUUUGCCUGGUUUUUGGAGUCACGGAUCUUUGGGACCUUGCUAUUGUUUAUACUGAAACGGGAUAACUUAAUUCAUAAGCUGGUCACAAACGCUGAGCUGGAGGAGCCACCCGUCUAUGUUCCCCUACAUCCUUUUGAUGAUAAAGAAGAACAAGAUGUCAAACAAGUAGGGUCUGAUUUGUCUCCACCCGAACUAGUUCAACAGGCAAUUGAAUGUCUGCCUGUGUCCUUAGAAAAAACAUUAAAUGGUUCAAAAUUUUCUUUUCGUCAUUGGACAAUAUCGGAUUAUUCAAGAGCCUAUACCUCUGGAGAAAUAACUCCUCGAACGGUUGCAGAGCACCUUAUAGCUGCCAUCCAUGAAUCUUCCACUCCACCAUUACAGAUGUCAUUCUUUAUCAACUACAAAGCUGAUGAUAUUCUAAAGCAAGCAACUGAAUCAACUCUUCGGUAUGAACAAGGAGUUCCUAUUUCAGCUCUUGAUGGGGUCCCAAUUGCAAUCAAGGAUGAAAUAGAUUGCUUACCAUACCCAACUACAGGAGGUACAAAGUGGCUGCACAACCUAAGACCCUGUACAGAUGAUGCAUGCUGCGUUAAGUGCCUCAGACUAUGUGGUGCUGUACUUGUUGGGAAAACCAAUAUGCAUGAACUUGGAGCUGGAACAAGCGGGAUAAAUCCCCAUUAUGGGGCAACUAGAAAUCCAUACAGCCGCAGCAAGAUCUCUGGAGGUUCCUCUAGCGGAUCUGCUGCAGUUGUUGCCUCCGGAUUGUGCCCUGUUGCUCUUGGUGUUGAUGGAGGAGGAUCGGUACGGAUGCCUGCAGCUCUUUGUGGUGUUGUUGGCUUGAAACCAACAUUCGGACGAGUGCCUCAUUCUGGUGUUCUUCCUCUGAAUUGGACAGUUGGAAUGGUUGGAAUACUAGCAGGCACUGUUGAGGAUGCAUUUAUAGUCUAUGCAGCUAUUAGUUGCCAACUUCCACCACGUCUACUUUCUGCAUCGCCCAAAGUAAAUUUUCCUCUGCUGAACUCAACUAAACCGAUAUCUGGUAUCAAAUUGGCGAAGUAUGGCGAGUGGUUUAAUGAUUGCAGUGAUGAUAUCAGAGAAUGCUGUUCAAAUGCUCUGGAAAGGCUUCAGAAGCAAUAUGGUUGGAAGACUGUAGAGGUGACCAUACCAGAGAUAGAGAUGAUGCGCCUAGCACAUUAUGUAACGAUCGGAUCGGAGUGUAGCACUUCGCUUAGUUCGUUUCUGGAAAAGCUGGAUUUCAAAGAGUUAGGAUGGGAUGCAAGGGUAGCACUUGCUGUGUAUGGUGCUUUCAGCAGUAAAGACUAUAUAAAGGCUCAGAAAAUUAGGAACCGACAGAUGCAGUUCCACAUGAAUUUGUUUACUCAGGCAGAUGUCAUUGUUUCCCCGACAAUAGGGGUUACUGCAUACACAAUUUUGGAUGAUGCUCUGAACACUGGUGAGCUUGACUACAUAAAUGGAGCUGCACUUGUUAGAUAUUCAAUAGCUGGAAACUUUUUGGGAUUACCUGCGGUGACUGUUCCUGUUGGAUAUGAUAAAUCAGGUUUGCCAAUUGGUCUUCAACUAAUUGGGAAACCGUGGUCUGAAGCAACGCUUAUUCACAUAGCCUUCGCAAUGCAGGACCUCUAUGUCUCUGAGUACAGAAAGCCUGAGGUUUACUAUGAUCUACUCAAUAAAAAUUCAGUUUUCUAAGAAAGUCAGCAGCAAAGUGUAAUGGUGCAUACAAGACAACAAAAUGUUAACACACAAAUGUUUAUUUAGUAAUACAGUAAGACCAAGUUAUGAUGUUUAUUAUCCAUUAAUAAUGAGAAUUUAAGUGUAAUGUUUUUUU